AUGGACGAUGAGGACAGAAUUAAGAGUAUCUACCUUAGCUUGAAAAAUAAAAACAAGAGGGAGUGGGCUGAGAUGAUGCAGCACUUAACGAAAGACCAGAAGAGGAGAUUAAUCUUUUACAUAAGGAAGAAAAAUAAAAAUUCCCUCAACAAAAUCAACAACAUUAAAGUCGAAAAGAGGACUGAAAAGGAUGUCGAUAAGGUUAAGGCCAAAAGUAGCAGCCACCACCGGCAGCAGAUUCUUAUUGAUUACUCCAAUGUAAAGUACGAUCUGAAUUUAAAAAACUACAUCUCCAGAAUACUGCGCAUUUACAAACUGAAGGACAACUUUGACUUCGUGAAAGGUCUCCACCUCUACAUGAAUAUUCUCUGCCAUGUCAUUUUUAAAAAAUUCUCGUUCGAAUAUAACAAGAGGGACGCUAAAAAUAAGAACCUCCUGAUAUUCCUGAGGAAGCUCUUCCCCUUUGAGUUCCAAAACUUCCAAGACAUCUAUAACAUGAGAUGGAGCAAAGAUUUCAGCGCCUCUGAAAACGUCCUCACUGGAAUGAACUCCACAAAUACAUUAAACGCAGGAAGUGGAAAUGCCACGAUGAGUGACGCGGGGGCAUCCUAUGGAAGACACAGACAAGGGAAUCACCCAUGCGGGGAUGAGAUGAACGUAAAUCCUUCUCACAUGGAUAACCAAAAGGAGGGUAUACAAUCUGAUAAAUGGGUUAAUAGCGAUCCGUUGCACACACACAGCUUUAGUAAUUCAAGUCUGCAUGUCGAUGUGCAACAUAAUGGCACGCCGCCCAGUUCGUUCGAAUACUCACUACCAAGUGGGGGGUACGCACCCCCUGUGGAAAGUACCAAAUGUGCAGUCACCCCCAAUAUAGCUGCGGCCCACCCAAACGUGUUAGUCAAAACGGAGCCGGAAGACCCCGAUUAUGAUAAGUGCCUUCCGAACGAAGAGGAGGCAACGGAACCAACACAGAUGGAGGACUACCUAAACCAGCACAUAAAGAGAGAACACCCAGUUUACCAAUUCUGUAGACACAAAGAUAUGAACCAAAUUUUAAAAAACAUUUACGAUGGAAGAAGGUUCGAUUAUAGGAUUCGUCUUAGGAGCCUCCUGUCGAAAGGGUUAAGUAACGAGGAGUAUGAAAAAUAUUGUGACAUGAGGGAGAAAUUAUUUAAAUAUAAAAAAAAAAACUUUAUUAAAUGGCUAGCUCAGUUUACUAAUAUUAACACCCUCGAUCUCUUCAUUGUAAAUUUUUUCAUUUUUCUCUUCCUCGAUCGGUUAUACCUUAUUCUUGAGACGUACAUCCGACUCAACUACAACUGCACUGUAGCAUCUGCUUCAUCGAGUGGAUAUUUGUUCGACCGUGUGGAUGAUUUUCUAGACUUCACGCACUUGUUGGAUAGUCUAACUGGUGUGUCUCCUUAUGCGGGGAAAGCAGUCCAAGGGAGCAUCCACCCAAGUGCAAACGAACCGACGGAAGGAAAAAACGACGUAGAAAUGCUCACCAAGCAGUACGAAAACAUCGUGAAGGAGAACCCUCAAAAUUUCUUCCUCUCCCUUGAUUUAAUCUACGACCUAGACAUACACAACUUUAAAAUAAAAAACAAAAUUUCUUUUGAGAGACUAAUCAGGGUGGACAUCUCCUCCUACAUUAAUGAAACGAAUAUUUACGGCCUGAUCCAGUUCGACGAGAAGAAUAGCGAAAGCGCGUGGAAGGCCCUGACGCGCUUCACGCUCAUGCAGAACAGGAACCUAAAGCUGCCCAAGUUCAACUGCUUCUCCAUUUUCCUAAUUGUUCGCUUCAAGUACUACCUAGACGAGUUCAAGCAAUAUGCCAACAUUGACUACAUUUACAAGACAGUAGAGGAGGAAUACCACCAAGUGGAGAAAUAUUUGGCAGAUAAGAAUAACACUCAGGGGGAAGGAGCCAUCCACGUGAUUCCCGAAAAUUGUGCACCUGAUGAGAACACUACUACACCUGCUGCAGCUGGUACAGGUGACCCCGCUAGCGAUAAAGAAUUUGAAUAUAGCCAUUUGAUUCCCUUGUACCUGGACCUCCACAAGGAGUUGAAAAGGGUUAAUGAGUACAUACGUUUUUAUGGGAACCUCCUGUCCUUUGUGAACUUCAUCGAGAAAUAUGCAAACUGCGUCCCCUCCAAGAAUAUCGUGAAGAUAGAACAGGAGGAGGAGGAGAAGAAGGUGGACUACUUCGACCACUCCUUCUUCCUCACGUCUCAUUGGAGGGACAGGCUGAAGAGGGAGUAG
This is a messenger RNA of Plasmodium coatneyi, 2265 nucleotides long. RefSeq lists its product as uncharacterized. Lineage: Eukaryota; Apicomplexa; Aconoidasida; Haemosporida; Plasmodiidae. Bases 1 to 2265 code for a protein of 754 amino acids. The transcript is spliced from 5 exons. The record is from RefSeq and is a predicted model, not a curated record.